AUGUCUUGCUCUAGGGUCUUCCUACAGAGGGCGCCUCAUUCGGCGAUAAGGCCCAUCCCAUCCCUCUACCGAACACCCUUCCGCACCGCCAACCUCAACCUCACCCUCACUCACAAAGUCGUCCUCCUCCACGCCUACUCUCAGACGACAGGUCGCCCUAUAAAACAGACCCAGUCUACCACCAGUGCUCCACGGGACCAGAAACCCGCCGCGCAGAGCAUCUAUACGCGGCCUGAACCAAACAGGAAAUAUGUCUUCCCCGAAAGGGUCAUUAUUUACCACGCAGGAAGCGGCCGAGUCAUGUAUCUAGCCGUCCUCAAGCUCACAACAAUCUUCCUUGCCGUCCUCUUCUGCGGCAUCCUCGUGCCCUCCUACCUCGCUGACGGGAAACCCACCUGGCAAACCGCAGGCCUCGUCCUCUGCGGCGUCAUCCCCCUCGCCUUCGUAGCCUACACCACCGCCCCCUUCGUCAGCCACAUCGCCAUCCACCUCCCCCCUCCAGCCCGCCACUCCCGCCCUUCCCUCCAGCGCUUCGUCGCUUCUCUUCCCGCCCAGACGCGUCUGGAGUUCACGACGCUUAGCGUCAUUGCUAAGCCGCGCGUGAGCUACUUCACCCUGGGAGACUUGGCGCCCGCGAGGAAGAGGAUGGGGAUCGUGAACUUCCGGCGGGACACGCUGAGGGAGAACCUUCAGAGGAGGUGGUGGAUGUAUAGGGCCGUGGGCGGGUUCAAUGUGCAGGGGAGCAAUCGCGGGGUCAAGGAAGGGUGGAUUUGGGAUGCUGUGAGGGAUAAGGUGAAUAGUGGAGGAGCCAAGGUUUGA
Messenger RNA from Scedosporium apiospermum, 819 nucleotides. RefSeq lists its product as uncharacterized. The record is from RefSeq and is a predicted model, not a curated record. Bases 1 to 819 code for a protein of 272 amino acids. The transcript has 3 exons. Lineage: Eukaryota; Fungi; Ascomycota; Sordariomycetes; Microascales; Microascaceae.